This is a messenger RNA of Hepatospora eriocheir, 1158 nucleotides long. Lineage: Eukaryota; Fungi; Microsporidia; Hepatosporidae. The record is from the annotation of a GenBank genome assembly.
AUGAAAAUACAAUUUGAUCAAAUUUUAAAUUUAUUUGAAAUAAGUAAGAGCCAGAUAGAUGAAAUAGCAAAUAACUAUUAUAAUCACAUAAUAACUAAUAUUGAUAAAAAUAAUCUUCAAAAGGAAGAAUUGUUUUUUGAUUAUGUUGAUAAAGUAAGAGUUAAUAAAGAAAAUACCAUACUAUUGAUUGAUAUGGGAGGAACAUACUUUAAGUAUAAAUUAUUUAAUCAAAUGUUUGAAGAAAGUCAUUUAAUUAAAAUAGAAUGCUCUGAUAACAUUGAAGUAUUUGAGUAUAUUGCAUAUCAAAUAAAUGAAAUCUACCUUAAGAAUAUAGAACUGUUUAAUGAAGAAAUACCAAUUAUAUUGACAUUCUCAUUUCCAUAUAAUAAAGUAAGUAGCAAUAGAGCUUUUAUGAAUAAGAUUGCCAAAAAUAUGCCUUUUAAAAACAAUUAUCUUAAUAAAGAAAUUAAUAAAAGUAUAAAAGAUUUUUUUAAUAAGAUAAAUAAAGAAAUUGAUAUAAAUAUACAACUUAUACUAAAUGAUACAGUUGCAGUAUUAUUAUCAGAUGAUAAUAAAGAGAACUAUUCUGACAAUACAAUACAAAUAGGAUUAGUUUGUGGAACUGGAUCUAAUAUGGCAUUUUAUAAUGAGAAUGGUAUAAUCGUUAAUGCUGAAUGGUAUAAAUUUACUUUACCUGAAAAUAUAAUGACUAGUUAUGAUUAUAAACUUAGAGAUGAAAUGCUAGCCAACAAUCAAGAAUAUUUCAAUACACACACUUUACUAUCAGGUAAAGAUUGUUUAAGUCUUUUUAAAAUCAUUUAUAAAGAAUUUUUUAAAAGAGAACCAUCUGAUAGUGAAAUAAUAAAAUUGUUAAAAGAUGACUCAUUAAUUAGUGAUAAUAAGAAUUUUUAUUUAACAAAAAUUUUCAAAAAGAUAUUUUUAAGAAAUCAGUGUAUAACUGCUGGAUUGAUUAAAGGUGUAACAAAAUUAUUUAGUGAUCCUAAAAAACUUAUUGUUAAAUUAAAUGGUUCUGUUUAUAAAAAUUCAUUUGUAGCAGAUUAUUUAGAAAAAACUCUAAAGGAGAAUACUCAAAUGGAAAUAGAAGUGAUAAAAUCAUUUGAUUCAACUUUAAACAUAAAUAUGAUAGAAUUUAAUUAG